UUGCAUGUUCUUCGGAAGAACUUCUAAUCUUGAGGAAAAGGUUCAUCAGGGAGUUCAGUUUGAUUUUAUUUAACAAAUACAAACGCCUACAAUGUGCAACUGAGCCACGCGCGGGGACGUAAAAGUGGAGUUCCCUGGUUAGUGUCUUGUGGAGUUCAGCCGGCUGGUGCACUAGAGGGGCAGGAGAGGUGGGGCACAGUGAGCGUGGAGGGGGUGCGGCUGGCAGGCUCCUGGCGAGCUUCCUGGAGGAGGCGAUGCAGGCCUAAGGCACAGGGCCAACAGCCACGAUGAGCAGAGCGUGGGGACCCGCCAUUGGGGAUGUGGAGAAAUGUUACCCUAACGAAAACAUCACGCCUUUUCACAAUGUCGGAGAAGAAAAAGGAUGAAGACAGUGGGACCAGCACCUCAAUCAGUAAAGCAAGCAAAGACGCUUCCUAUAAGCGGCAGAGCAAAGAUGGUGACUGGGACUCUUUACAAAUGAUGAAAAAGCCAAAGCAGAGCCAACUUACCCCUGUAACUGACUCAGAAGUGGCUUUGGUCAAUGCCUAUCUUGAACACAGACGAGCCAGGCGCCAUUCUCAGUUCUACCAGGUGAAUCAGAGCCAACACGAUAGUGAUACUACUGAGUGUGACAGUGAAGAAUCUAACUCGGGAGCCUCCUCGUGGAAGGAGAGUGAAAGUGAACACCAUGCAUCAUCAGCUAGUAUUAAGAAGAGAAAACUAGCUCAGAGGCAAAGGAAUGUGGGAAGUUACCAAACCAGGGAAAGGCCCUGCUUCCACUGCAAAGCCAUGAGAACCAAUGAAUGGUUGACCCGCCAUUUCCUUCAAAAUACUUCAAUAACCCACAUGAAGGGAGAUAUCCAAGAGGACAAUCGUGUACCUGACAUUAAUACAAAAUUCAGUAAAUUUUGAAUUUUAUCAAGUCCUUACCUUACUUGCAACCUGAUGAAAGAGAUGAAUAAAACAUAAAAAAAAAAAAAUCACCAGAGCUCUAGGUGCGGAGGCUUUUACAAUAAAGUCUCUCUACUAACAACAAAAGCAUAUUUGAAACCCAAGAGGUAAAACUUCAGAUAAUCCUUUGUCCAAAAACAAGCCAGAGAAUUUGUUGGAACAUCAGUGGAACAUCAAAGAUCUGCUUCUACUAUGAUUUUUUGAUUCAAAAGAGCACAAGACAUAUUUUAUUCCUUGAAUGUGUGUAGUUUAUGUCUGUAAUACACAUAAGGAAGCUCUUUGAAAAUAUAUUUACGUUCA
This is a messenger RNA of Ailuropoda melanoleuca (giant panda), 1251 nucleotides long. It is a transcript of the gene SSMEM1, whose product is annotated as serine rich single-pass membrane protein 1. The record is from RefSeq and is a predicted model, not a curated record. The coding region runs from base 319 to 912 and encodes 197 amino acids. The transcript has 3 exons. Lineage: Eukaryota; Metazoa; Chordata; Mammalia; Carnivora; Ursidae.